GCUCAUUAGAACAGGACCGGGGCCACAUUCACGUCGUAUCGCUAUUUCGGUGCAGAAACUGAUCGCUGACGUGGAAGUGGGAAGUGUGGCACGCGUUCACUCCUGUGUCAAACCACCAUGGCGUCGAGCACGAAUAUUAAAGUCGUAUGUCGGUUCCGACCGCAGAACUCGAUAGAGCUGAGGGAAGGUGGAGAGAUUGUCGUCGCUUUUGAUGAGAAUUUACAUACCGUCCAGCUGAGGGCUGCGCAAGCUACUGCUGGUCCAGAGAAGGAUGGCUUCACAUUCGAUCGCGUCUUUCCUAUGACCACGCAGCAGGUCGAGAUCUUCGAGUAUGGUGUGAAAGAUAUUGUUACAGAUGUUAUGGAUGGUUACAAUGGCACUGUCUUCGCGUACGGACAAACUGGAAGUGGAAAGACCUUUACCAUGAUGGGUGCCGAUAUCGACGAUGACAACCUCAAAGGCAUUAUUCCUCGUAUUACAGAGCAGAUCUUCUCGUCAAUUGUCGAGUCAGAUCCACAUCUCGAAUAUCUGGUGAAAGUGUCGUACAUGGAAAUUUACCUGGAGCGUAUCCGAGAUUUGCUAGCACCCCAGAACGAUAACCUGUCAAUACACGAGGAGAAGAAUAAGGGCGUGUAUGUCAAGAAUCUGUCUGAUUACUAUGUAAGCAGCGCAAAGGAGGUGUACGAGAUUAUGAGGCAAGGUGGACAGGCGCGAAUCGUAUCAGCUACCAAUAUGAAUGCCGAGAGUUCUCGGUCACAUUCAAUUUUCCUGAUCACAAUCAACCAACGGAAUACGGACACUGGUGCCCAGAAGACAGGAAAUCUGUAUCUCGUCGAUCUGGCUGGUUCCGAGAAAGUCGGUAAAACAGGAGCCUCCGGUCAAACGCUCGAAGAAGCAAAGAAGAUCAAUAAAUCGCUUUCGGCCCUCGGGAUGGUCAUCAAUGCUCUUACGGAUGGCAAAUCUACACAUAUCCCGUAUCGCGACUCGAAGCUUACCCGUAUUCUUCAAGAGUCCCUGGGUGGCAACUCCCGAACGACUCUCAUAAUCAAUUGUUCUCCUUCAUCUUACAAUGAGCCUGAGACUCUCAGUACCCUUCGUUUCGGUAUUCGUGCCAAGUCAAUUAAGAACACUGCUCGUAUCAAUACUGAGCUCUCACCUGCCGAACUCAAGGCCCGUCUCAAGCAAGCACAGACAGCCAAUGCAUCAUUCCAAGCAUACAUUGCUGCGCUGGAGGCCGAACUGGCAGUCUGGAGAAGUGGAGGAUCCGUCGAUCAAUCAGAAUGGGCUUCUGCUGACAAGGCUGGUGCUCCCGCACCACCCAAGAAAGCACCUACGCCCUCGACGCCCUCGUCAGCGAGAAGCGUUACACCGAUCAAUCCAGUUAUUGAGAGCUUGCGAGGAGACCUUGAUUCUAGGCCUCAAACCCCGACUGUUGUUGGCCUUGACAAGGAUGAAAGGGAGGAAUUCUUACGUCGCGAGAAUGAACUUAGCGACCAGCUCGCGGAGAAAGAAAGCGCGUUGGCAGCCUCGGAGAAGGCCCUGAAGGAAACCCGCGAGGAACUGUCGUUCUUGAAGGAGCAAGAACGUUCACUUUCGGCGGAAAACAAAUCCAUGUCGACUCAGUUGAACGAUUUGAGAUUGCAGGUCGAGCGACUCGAUUAUGACAACAAAGAGGGUGCAAUCACCAUAGAUAUCUUGAAAGAACAGAACCAAGAUGCGACGCGUGAAUUGGAGGAGUUGCGACAAGCAAUUGCCGACCUUAAAUCCAACCAGAAGGACCCUUCGCUUGAGGAUAAGGAGAAGAAAAAGCAAGAGAAGAUGGCCCUUAUGAUGGCGAAAUUUGAUACUCAAGGAACAUUCUCCGAGAAGGACGAAGCUUUGCGAGCGCUUCUCGUGAAGCUCGACUCCACUGAUGCCGAAAACAUUGCUUCUUCGUUGAGCUCUGAUGAUCUAGUCCUAAUCCGGCGGCAACUUUCUGAAGGCCAGUCGCUUGUGCGCGAGACAGUCGAGCGCCUACGCCAAAGCCAGGAGGAGAACGAAAUACUUACACGCAGGCGCGACGAAGUGGAGUCCCGCCUCGCUGCUCUUGAAGCCGAAUACGAGGAACUACUCGAGAAGACGAUCAACGAUGAGGAGACUAGCAACAUCGACAUUGCGGAAUCUAUGGCCGAGCUGAAGAACAAGCUUGAGGCGCAAUACGCUGCGAAGCGCGAAGCUCACUUGAGCGAGGUUGCAGACCUAAAGCAGCAACUUGAAAUGCGACAAGCCGACAUCAGGAACUUGCAUUCCACUAUCGAUGGGUUGAAGGGUGUCAAUGAAGAACUGAAGCGCGCGUUUGCUGUCACAUCAGCGGGCAUUGAGGGCGGCAAGAAUCUGGCAGAGAGCGCUGCCGAUCUUGAGCGGACGCGCAAGGCUAUCAAUGUUCAGCUUGCUGAAUUCGAUGGUGUCAAGAAGUCUCUCAUGCGGGAUCUACAGAACCGAUGUGAAAAGGUCGUCGAACUAGAGAUACAACUCGACGAGAUCAAAGAACAAUAUAACAACGUCAUCAGGAACAGCAAUACUAAGGCACAACAGAAGAAGAUGGCGUUCUUAGAGCGUAACCUAGAGCAACUGACUCUUGUGCAGAAGCAGCUUGUAGACCAGAACUCCGCCUUGAAGAAAGAAGCGGGAAUUGCUGAGAGGAAGCUUCUCGCACGCAAUGAACGUAUUCAAAACUUGGAAGCUUUGCUUCAGGAUGCAGACAGGCGUCUUGCUGUACAGAACCAGAAGUUCGAGGAGCAGCUUCAAGCCGUCAAGGACAGGCUAGACCAAGCACGAGCGCAAAAAGCAGCGAGCUCGUCACCUCUUAGCUUUGGACGAAUAGCGAAGCCGCUGAGAGGAGGCGGUGGAGCAGCGCCAGCUCCGAUGAACUCACCACCCGCUGGAUUUCCUGGAAACAUGAAUCCUCUUGCUCGGGUACAGAACGAAGACUCAGGCAUACUUGCAGCGAAACGAGCAUCUUGGUUCUUCUCAUCAGGUGCGACGGGAAGGUGA
Fomitiporia mediterranea MF3/22 is the source of this 3033-nucleotide messenger RNA. RefSeq names its product kinesin heavy chain. Gene Ontology annotation, biological process: microtubule-based movement. The record is from RefSeq and is a predicted model, not a curated record. Lineage: Eukaryota; Fungi; Basidiomycota; Agaricomycetes; Hymenochaetales; Hymenochaetaceae. Gene Ontology annotation, molecular function: microtubule motor activity; microtubule binding; ATP binding. Bases 118 to 3033 code for a protein of 971 amino acids. The transcript has 16 exons.